UGGGUGUAUUCAAAGAAAAAGGGAAAGUCAAUUAUUCAUCAUGCAGUCUGCACGUGUAUGGGGGUGGUGUAUUGAGUUGCGUGUGUACAUAACAACGAUUGGAAGCACAUUUAACAGUUAUAACGAGGACAAUUACAGUUAAAUGUGUGCAGCGCGUAGAAAAAUUGUGAAUGCAUUUCUCAAACAAAAUGUGUGCAGCAGGUUGAAUGUACCACAGUCACGGUAUUUGAGCAGUAGCAGCAGCCACGAUGUGGGCACAGGAGCAGCAGCAACAGCAGCAGCCGUUACGUCGAACGCUCUAAUUAAUCCACGAAAAACUGUGAGUGAUUUCCAAGAGCUCUACGAAGCAACCAAAAAGAAAUUUCAAUCUAAAAAAUUGCCCGUGGAUGUGCAUCCAGAUGCAGUUUUUGCAUGCAACGAAUUGGAUCUCAGUGAGGUGCAGGUCUAUGGCUUCGACUAUGAUUACACUUUGGCUUGCUAUAAGCCGUUGCUGGAGGAUUUAUUGUACAAUCUGGCUCGGGAAAUGUUGGUUAAGCGUUUUCGCUAUCCGGAGGAUAUUUUGGAUCUGGAAUAUGAGCCCAAUUUCGCUGUACGAGGCUUGCACUAUGAUGUGGAGAAGGGGCUAUUGGUCAAAUUGGAUUCAUUCUUGCAACUGCAAUUGGGCUCAGUCUAUCGUGGACGCACCAAAGUCGAAGCUGACGAAGUGCUCAAACUCUAUCACAAUCGAUUGCUGCCCAUUGCCUAUGUGGAAGGACCCAAUAAUAGCUAUAGACACAAUACCAACUCAAAAAUGGUGCAAUUGGCGGAUCUGUUUUCAGUGCCCGAAAUGUGUUUGCUCUGCAAUGUUAUUGAAUAUUUUGAAAGGAAUCGAAUAGAUUAUAAUCCAGAGAUCGUAUUCCACGACACAAGAACAGCCAUGGGCUCCUGCCACCCCAUAAUGCAUGCCACGGUCAUGAAGGACACGCAAAAAUAUAUCGAACGCAAUGCAAAGCUGCCCAAAUAUUUUGAGAAACUUCAGCAGGCGGGCAAGAAUCUUUUCCUGGUUACGAAUAGUCCAUUUUCGUUUGUGAACUGUGGCAUGUCUUAUCUGGUGGGCGAAAAUUGGAGAGAUUUCUUCGAUGUGGUCAUCGUUCAGGCACGCAAGCCCAAGUUCUUUACAGACGAAUCUCGGCCAAUAAGGUUGUACGAUGAGAAAACCCGAUCGCAUCUAUGGGAUCGAGUAUUCAAGCUGGAAAAGGGAAAAAUCUAUUAUGAGGGCUCUGUACGGCAGUUGCAGGAGCUGAAGGGCUGGCGCGGUCAUUCUGUGCUCUAUUUUGGGGAUCAUCCGUAUAGCGAUCUAGCUGAUGUUACUUUGAAGCACAGCUGGCGCACAGGUGCAAUAAUUAGCGAGCUAAACCAUGAGAUUAAGACACUGAAUCGUGUGGAUUUCAAGAUGAGCGCCAAUUGGCUGCAAAUGCUGACGCAGCUGAUUGAGGAUACGCAGGAUGAUGACAGCGCGGCGGCCCAGGAAUGUCUGAAAAAUUGGAUGAUUGAACGGGAUCAGUUGCGGAAUAAAACGAAAAAUGUCUUCAACGAACAAUUCGGCAGCGUAUUCCGUACGUAUCACAAUCCGACGUAUUUUUCACGACGCCUAUUUCGCUUUGCGGACAUUUAUACGAGCGACAUUACGAACUUGCUCAAGUUUUCGACAUCGCACACAUUUUACCCACGCCGCGGCGUCAUGCCUCAUGAAUAUGCCUCACAUUUUAUAUAAAA
Messenger RNA from Drosophila navojoa, 1755 nucleotides. It is a transcript of the gene Nt5c, whose product is annotated as 5' nucleotidase C. NCBI's taxonomy places the organism in Eukaryota, Metazoa, Arthropoda, Insecta, Diptera, Drosophilidae. Gene Ontology annotation, molecular function: 5'-nucleotidase activity. The record is from RefSeq and is a predicted model, not a curated record.